AUGGCCUACUAUACUAUCAACAAGUUGAAACAACGCUCCUCGCAUGCGGCCAGCGACGCCGUCCCCUCGAGUUCGAGUCCCUUCGCGGAACUGGAGGGUCCCUGCAAGCCGAUCAUUCCUGCCAUUCAAGUCUCCUCUACCCACGACAACGACUUGGAGGGGCCUACCACUGGCAGUAACCUCUGCGUUCACCGCGGCCGCCCAUCCAUCCUACCUGGCUUCUCCGCAUUUCCAAUGGCCAAUGUUCCACUCCAGACAAUGAGUGAUGGAGUCUGGGUCUGCUGCGACUGCGGUGGCCUAGGCAAUGUUCUGUCCCCGGAACGCUGUCCCCUUUGUGGCCAUGGCAAAUGUCUUUACUGCAACUAG
Messenger RNA from Penicillium waksmanii, 366 nucleotides. RefSeq lists its product as uncharacterized. NCBI's taxonomy places the organism in Eukaryota, Fungi, Ascomycota, Eurotiomycetes, Eurotiales, Aspergillaceae. Bases 1 to 366 code for a protein of 121 amino acids. The record is from RefSeq and is a predicted model, not a curated record. The transcript has a single exon.